This is a messenger RNA of Saccharomyces mikatae IFO 1815, 1482 nucleotides long. RefSeq names its product serine/threonine protein kinase MEK1 (gene MEK1). The transcript has a single exon. The record is from RefSeq and is a predicted model, not a curated record. Gene Ontology annotation, biological process: protein phosphorylation. Lineage: Eukaryota; Fungi; Ascomycota; Saccharomycetes; Saccharomycetales; Saccharomycetaceae. Gene Ontology annotation, molecular function: ATP binding; protein binding; protein kinase activity. Bases 1 to 1482 code for a protein of 493 amino acids.
AUGGAACCGUUGGAUAACUACAACCUUGCAACCGGAAAUAGCGCUCAGAGAGCUCCUGCUUACUUGGAGGUUGAUGUGGGCGGCUAUAAUACAGAACAGGUAAUACCUAUAGUGAAGCAUCAGCUCGUGAAAGUUGGAAGGAAUGGCAAGGAAUGUCAACUUGUUCUAACAAAUCCCUCGAUAUCCUCCAUUCACUGUGUGUUUUGGUGUGUGUUUUUUGAUGAAGAUAGCAUUCCAAUGUUUUACGUUAAAGAUUGUUCUCUGAAUGGAACAUAUUUGAAUGGUUUACUUUUAAAAAGAGAUAAAACGUAUCUUUUAAAGGAUUCUGAUGUGAUCGAAUUAUCACAGGGUAGUAGGGAAAAUGACAGUAAAAAAACACAGCUGGUAUUCAUGAUAAAUGAUGAUUUGCAAUCUUCUCUGGACCCAAAACUUUUAGACCAAAUGGGUUUUUUAAGAGAAGUAGACCAAUGGGAAAUAACAAAUAGAAUAGUCGGUAAUGGCACUUUUGGUCAUGUUCUGAUUACGCAUAAUUCAAAGGAAAGGAAAGACGAUGCCUGCUAUCAUCCUGAAAACUACGCUGUAAAGAUUAUCAAACUGAAACCAAAUAAAUUCGAUAAGGAAGCUCGAAUUCUUUUGAAACUGGAUCAUCCAAAUAUUAUCAAAGUCUACCAUACUUUCUGUGACAGGAACAAUCACCUUUACAUAUUCCAGGAUUUGAUACCUGGCGGCGAUUUGUUCUCUUACUUGGCUAAGGGUGACUGUUUAACUUCUAUGUCCGAAACGGAAUCGCUAUUGAUCGUCUUUCAGAUCUUACAAGCGUUAAACUAUCUCCAUGACCAAGAUAUUGUUCAUCGUGACUUGAAACUAGAUAAUAUUUUGUUAUGUACGCCAGAACCAUGCACUAGAAUUGUCUUGGCGGACUUUGGCAUAGCUAAAGAUUUGAAUUCCAACAAAGAAAGAAUGCAUACGGUUGUAGGUACUCCAGAAUACUGUGCUCCAGAAGUUGGAUUUAGAGCAAACAGAAAAGCUUAUCAAAGCUUCUCAAGGGCAGCUACUUUAGAGCAACGAGGUUAUGAUAGUAAAUGCGAUCUUUGGUCUUUAGGUGUAAUUACACACAUUAUGUUAACAGGAAUCUCGCCCUUUUACGGUGAUGGAUCAGAGAGAAGUAUUAUUCAAAAUGCAAAGGUUGGGAAACUGAACUUUGAUUUAAAGCAGUGGGAUGUUGUUUCAGAUAAUGCUAAGAGCUUUGUAAAAGAUCUUCUGCGAACCGAUGUAGUUAAACGAUUAAAUAGUAAGCAAAGUCUCAAACAUAUCUGGAUCGAAAAACAUUUGAGUCAAUUAGAGAGGUUAUACUAUAAAAAAAUAUUAUGCAAUAAUGAAGGCCCUAAAUUAGAAACCAUGGCUUUAGACUGGAAAAGAAAGUUACCUAAAAGUGUUGUCAUUUCUCAGGCAAUACCGAAAAAAAAGAAAGUAUUGGAGUAG